CUUUAUUAAAGCCUGUUUGACAGUCAGCCUGGUUCACACAGCGUGACCCUGAUGGCCAUGAUUGGGACUCUGAUUGCUGUUGCCGUGUUUCUCAAGACGGUCUCCGCCACCUCCCUCGGGGUUGUUUACACCGAGGGAGGGAUGGUACAGGGCGAAAACAUUCGACUUGGCUACCGUCGCCACAUGGACAUCUUCAGAGGGGUUCCCUUUGGUGAUAUCCCUGGAAGAUUUGAGAAGCCAAAGCCUCACCCUGGCUGGGAUGGUAUUAUGAAAACCACUGAGUUCAAGAAUAGAUGCCUUCAGCUAAACUUGCUUAUGAGUGACACCAGAGGCGAUGAAGACUGUCUUUACCUCAACAUCUGGGUUCCUCAUGGCCGCUCAGUGUCCACCAAUCUUCCUGUCAUGGUCUGGAUCUACGGAGGUGCCUUUUUGGUUGGAGGCUCAAUGGGUGCUAACUUUCUAGACAACUAUCUGUACAGUGGACAGGAAAUUGCAGAAAGAGGAAAUGUUAUUGUGGUGACGUUUGGAUACCGUGUGGGAACUCUUGGCUUCCUGAGCACCGGAGACUCUAGUAUGCCUGGAAAUUAUGGUCUGUGGGAUCAGCAGGCUGCCAUUGCUUGGGUGCACAGGAAUAUUCGAUCAUUUGGGGGAGACCCUGACAACAUUACCAUCUUUGGAGAGUCUGCAGGUGGAGCUAGUGUCAGCUUUCAGACACUCACUCCUCACAACAAAGGACUUUUCAAGAGAGCCAUCUCCCAGAGUGGAGUUGCUCUUUGCCCUUGGGCGGUCAACAGGAAUCCUCGCAGGUUUGCCGAGGAGGUUGCUCUUCGAGUCAACUGCCCCACGGACUCAAGAAUGGCUGCUUGUUUGAAGAUGACCGAUCCUGUGGUCCUGACAAUGGCGGGCACUCUUAGCUUGACCGGCUCCCCUGACAAUCCACUUGUGAACAACCUGGUCCUGUCUCCUGUGAUUGAUGGUGACUUCCUGCCUGAUGAACCCGACAAAUUGUUCCACAAUGCUGCUGAAAUUGAUUACAUGGCUGGAGUCAAUGACAUGGAUGGACAUUUAUUCACCGGUUUAGAUGUUCCAUCUGUCAACUCCCAACUGGUGGACACUCCCAUUGAGGACGUGAAGAGGCUCUUGGCUUCAUUCACAAAGGACAAGGGCAGGCUUGGCUUUGACAACGCUUAUUCCACAUACACCUUGGACUGGGGAUCAAGUCCCAACAGGGAGACCAUCAAGAAAACUGUUGUGGCCAUUGAAACUGACUACAUUUUCCUAAUUCCCACUCAAGCUGCCCUUUACCUUCACGCUUCCAAUUCAACAACUGGGCGUACCUACUCCUACCUCUUCUCUCAGCCCAACCGUAUGGGUGGGCUUAUCUCACCUUACCCCAGCUGGAUGGGAGCUGACCACGCUGAUGACUUGCAAUAUGUCUUUGGAAAGCCAUUUACCACACCUCUGGGAUACUGGCCUAGCCAUCGUGAUGUCUCCGGUUAUAUGAUUGCCUACUGGACCAACUUUGCCAAAACUGGAGAUCCUAACAAAGGAGAGCUUAGUGUUCCCGCUACUUGGCCAGAAUUCACCAAUUCGGGACACAAAUUCCUGGAAAUCAAUUCUAGGAUGGACAGCAGCUAUGUGAGACAGAAACAGAGGCUGCGUUACGUGCAUUUCUGGACCAGCAUCCUGCCCAACUUGCCCGACAUCAUCUCAGAAUAAAGAGCGUGAAGUUGUAACAAUGCAUUUAAAGAUAGACCAACAGAUCUAAUGAAACACAUCUGCAUUUGUCAAUAAAAAAACAAACCAAGUUUUUUAUCUUGGUUUUGAUAACUACUGGUCUUUAAAUUUGUGAUGUACUUGUAUAAACCUAUGUGGAUUCACAAUGUACAGUAUGUGAAGCUCCAGAUGCUUAAGCUUAUCUGAUCAGAGGAUUUUUACAUUUUUUCUCCUAAAAAACAGGGGAAAAAUCAUCCAACAAAGGCCUGCAAGAAAAGGUAUGUCUUAAGAGAAGACCAGAUUAACUGUAAAUCAAAUAAUUAAAAAAGAGAAGGUUUUAAGACAUUACCACUAAAUUUGAGAGAAAUAAAUGGACAGUACUAUACUCGUAUAAAAUUCUUCUACUCUAGCUGA
Molecule: messenger RNA, 2130 nt
Organism: Menidia menidia (Atlantic silverside)
Lineage: Eukaryota; Metazoa; Chordata; Actinopteri; Atheriniformes; Atherinopsidae
Source: the annotation of a GenBank genome assembly